AAUUCUGUAAUGGAAAUUAGAUUCUGUUGCCAAGUAAAAUAAAGAUUUAUACAUUUUUUCAACACAUCAAACUACGUGUUCUGCAAAGAUUUUUUUUUUUUUUGAUGCUCACACUUCAGAAGCAUACUAGGCCACCAUGCAUGUGAAGCAUGCCCACUACCAAAGAUUUCGUCUGAACACUCCAGAGGGGGGCAGUGUAUCGCGAAGCUACCUUCCAAUAUUACAACUGAAAAUGACACUUUACAAUUCUAUGAUCACAAAACAGGUCUCUUAACGUUUAUUUUUGCAUUAAUGUUACAUUUGUGAAUCACUUAUUUUGAGGCCGAAAAAAAAUAAUGUGGCGGUGCAGGAGAUGAAGAUGUAUAAGCGGAUGUGACGUCAAAUCCAUAACAACCUCUAGGCUGCUGAUCAGGAAGAAAACUUGCUAGCAUCUACACACAAACAAUACAAUUUCGUGGUGGUUAAUCCUCAUCAUUACGAUACAUCGAGCGACAUCGGACAUUAGGGCCAGCAAGGUUGAUCAGCCCUUGGGACAUCUCUAAUUCUCCAUUCACCAUGGUGGAAUAUUACCAGAUACUAGGUGUUCGGAGAGAGAGUUCUGCCGAAGACAUCAAAAAAGCUUACAGAAAACUGGCCCUGAAGUGGCACCCCGACAAAAACCCAGAGAAUAAGGACGAGGCGGAGAGGAAGUUCAAGGAGCUCUCUGAGGCGUAUGAAGUCCUGUCAGAUGCAAACAAGAGGAACCUAUACGACCGCUACGGCAAAGAAGGGCUGACAAACGGAAGUGGUGGAGGCAGCAGUUACCACAACGGAGGCCACUUCCAUGAAAACUUCACCUUCCGGAACCCGGAGGAUGUGUUCAGGGAGUUCUUCGGGGGAGCCGACCCGUUUGCGGAAUUCUUUGGCGGCGACCCGUUCGCCAACGACCCGUUCUUCGGCGGCGGCCGGCGGCACCCCCACAGCCGCGUGAGCCGCAGCCGGACGGGCGGCCCCUUCUUCGGAGGGUUCGGCGGCUUCCCGCCGUUCGGCGCCGGCUUCUCGCCGUUUGACCCAGGCUUCGGUUCCUUCGGCGCGCUGAACUCCAUGGGUCAUAUGAGCACCAUGGGCAGCCUAGGGGGCGGCGGCUUCACCUCCUUCUCCUCCUCCUCCUUCGGCGGCGGCGGUGGCGGCGGCGGCGGCGGCGGCAUGGGCAGCUUCCGCUCCGUCUCCUCCUCCACCAAGUUCAUCAACGGCAGGAAGAUCACCACUAAGAGAAUCAUGGAGAACGGGCAGGAGCGAGUUGAGGUGGAGGAGGACGGUCAGCUCCGCUCGCUCACCAUUAAUGGUAAGGAACAGCACCUGAGACUGGAUAACAAGUAAACAGACAGAGGGGGGAGGGGGGGGGGGGAUAUGGGGGGUGGAGAUGCAGCGACCACAGGAGAUCUGUUAACUUCCUGCUCGGGUUUCACUCCUGUCUUGUCAGCAGCACAAGAGACACAAACUUGAAAAACAAAAACAAAAAAAAGCAACAACUGCUAUUUACAGUGCUGUACUAUUAUUCGGAUGUAUGUACUUGAUUGAUUUGUUUUUAUGCAUUGUUUUCCUUACCAUCUCCUCACUUAUUUAUUAUCCACUGAUAGUCAGUCCUUUUCCUUUUCGUUUUUAGGCAGUUUGUUUUCCUAUGCAUUUCUUUUUUACAUGAUGGUACUUUGAUUUGAUGCUGUCGUUAUAUUUGGCUCAGGGUGGUGUUGACAUUUUGACAAAAAAAAAUAGUUUGGGACCACAGUGUUGAUAAUAUUAUGUAUAGAAUUUAGAAAUUUCCUUCCUUAGGUCAUGUGUGAGUGUGUGUGUGUGUGUGUGUGUAUGAGCGUGUGUGUGUGUGUGUGUGUGUGUGUGCGUGCGUGUGAGUGUGUGCACUUCACUUCGUCGUGGUCUCACCAUAUUCCUUUUCCUCCGUUUUCAUCUAUAUAUCUAACUUGCUCUGUCGCUCUUUCCACCAACGGGCAUCCGGCCUUUGACCUGUGCUCAGACAACACAGUGUGCAUUCAGGAAAUUAAGCAUGAGAUUAAAAAUAAAAAAAGAUUACCAAGAUGACCUUUCCGAGAAGCUAUAAAAAAAAAAAGAUUGACCAAAUAUCUGUUUGAUUUUCCCGAGUCCCUCUCUGCUUGUCCUCUACUAAUAUCUUUUUUUUGAAGUGAAGCGAAAGCUGGUAGAAUGUGUAUGCGGUUUGAUAUGUUCUAAUUGCUAUGUGUUUUUCUUUUUUGUACCUAUUUAAUCAGCAUGUAUGUCAGUAAAUGUUGAGUCUUAAAUGUAAACGUUGCAUAACGAUGCACAUGUGGUACAAGGAAAAGUAAUGCUAUAAACAGUUUAUGGCAAUUGGAGGAAUUUUUGUGUAAUUUGUUAACCAAUAAAUAUUAAUUUUUCGCCCUGUUUUGGGCAUGUCAAAGUCUGGGUUUUGCUUGUGCGCUUUCUUUGACAUUAAUCAUUGCAUCAUUAGAGAGGCGGUUGUUUUGGGUAACAUGUGUGCUCGCUGCAACAGAAACGGCCACAGGCUGGACACUCCACCGCGUGGUAGACCUCCAUGACUGGGACUAAUGCAGUCAGAAUAAGGGGAGGGGUUGUUGGAGGAGUUGUAUUGAAAGCAGCAUAUGCGUCCCAAAUCAAUCGCUUUAACUAAAGAUUAGACAAAGGUCACUCGACUUCCAGCACUACCACACUUGUUAACAGCAAUGAAGAUCACUAUUUUGCACAAAGAUCUUAGACAUGAAUAAUAAUGUUUUAUAUUAUGAAUAAUCAAUUUGAGACUUUCUUCAAAAAUCAGCUUUUCUGCAGCCUCUCUUCUACGACAAGUAGCAUGCUAAGUGUAAACUAACCCAAAUUAAUCAGAGGAUUUCCUGCACGUUCCGCACCACUCUGCUGGGCUUAGGUACUUCCCCUUUUUUCUCUUCUCUUUGAAAUGUGUCCUUUUUUCUGUGUUAUUUUCUGCAGUUAUAUGCUAAUUAUUGUGAAAGGCAAACACUUUGAAUACACAAUGCAAGCAACUUUUUGCAAUGCAAGCCCGUAUUUUUAACCCGAAACAAACUUCCUCAUGUCCCCUUAGCUUAAAAAAGGGAAACUAUUGAAGCAUGUUCAUUUUAUGUUGCAUGUAAUUUAUAUUGAACCUGUUUCCCCGUGUAUCUGCAUGGCUGGCCACCUGCUGCAGGCCAAACAUCUUUUAUUUUAUGGGAUUAGAGGCUCUUUCUGGCAGUAGUAUUAAUUAGUACAAUUCAUACUUGGAUAAUAAUUUAGUUCAUAACUUGGUUUAUUAUAAAAAAUAUAAUAUGAAUGACUAAACAAAAUGUAAUGUAAGUAGAUAAAAGAAUGCAAACAUUUUCACUUGUACUCCCAAUCAGAAUAUUUAAUAUUUUACCCAUAACGGAAGAGUACAUCUUUGCUUUGAAAAUAUUGUUUAACACAAUGAAGAAUAUCAAGUUUCUUCCUCGAAAUACUCUCUCGAAAAGAAAAAGUAAUUUUCUUUAGUAUAAAAAAAUAAUCAUGAAGGUAAACUUGAUUUUGAGUUUGACACUCGAGGACUAUUAACGAUCUACUAGUAGCAUGAACGAUCAGCCAAUUCACCACAGACACACACACACAGACACACACACACACAGACAGACACACACACAGUCGCACACACACACGCACUGCGCGCCAGGCCGGCGGCGGCGCGGCGAGCCAGGGGCGGUGCUAAACGUGGAGCUGU
Messenger RNA from Gadus chalcogrammus (walleye pollock), 3721 nucleotides. It is a transcript of the gene dnajb6a, whose product is annotated as DnaJ heat shock protein family (Hsp40) member B6a. The transcript is spliced from 8 exons. Gene Ontology annotation, molecular function: Hsp70 protein binding; ATPase activator activity. The record is from RefSeq and is a predicted model, not a curated record. Gene Ontology annotation, cellular component: endoplasmic reticulum membrane; cytosol. Gene Ontology annotation, biological process: positive regulation of proteasomal ubiquitin-dependent protein catabolic process; protein refolding. NCBI's taxonomy places the organism in Eukaryota, Metazoa, Chordata, Actinopteri, Gadiformes, Gadidae. Bases 556 to 1359 code for a protein of 267 amino acids.